Messenger RNA from Beta vulgaris subsp. vulgaris (sugar beet), 858 nucleotides. RefSeq names its product monothiol glutaredoxin-S1. Lineage: Eukaryota; Viridiplantae; Streptophyta; Magnoliopsida; Caryophyllales; Amaranthaceae. The coding region runs from base 195 to 503 and encodes 102 amino acids. The record is from RefSeq and is a predicted model, not a curated record. The transcript has a single exon.
UUUUGGAAUACAAAGAUUUUCAUCCAGCACAUAUCAUUUCCUUGCUCUACUUCUGAGUUAGACUAUAAAUACAUGGCAUCAUAGCUUAUAGGUUUACUCAUUCUUAUAAUACAAACAACUCCAAACUAAGGAAAGACCUCUGCACCUCCAAAAUACUUCAAGAAAAAAAAAACAGUCGGCCAGUUUUCCGAGCAAUGGAGGCUGUGAACCGAUUAGUGGAAGAAAAGGCGUUGGUUAUCUUUACUCGGAGUUCUUGCUGUAUAAGCCACUCAGUAAUGCAACUCGUAAGCAGCUAUGGAGCGAAUGCAACAGUGUACGAGCUAGAUGAGAUGUCAAAUGGUCAAGAAGUAGAUAAAGCACUUCAAGGACUAGGGCUUAGGCCGAGUAUUCCUGCUGUUUUCAUAGGCCAAAAGUUAGUUGGUGGUGCUAAAGAGAUUAUUAGCCUGCAAGUCCAAGGAAAACUUAUGCCAAUGCUAAAGGAGGCAGGUGCUAUAUGGGUUUAGAUUUUAGAAGAUAAACAGCUCACAUUCGUUAUUUUCCAAGAAACCAAUUUUCAAACUAUCUGAUAUAAUAGUAGAUAAGAAGAAAGAUGCUAUUAGAAGAAACAAGCAGGUCAACACCAGUUUCUUCAUACUGAUUUCUUUCCAUCUCUGUGUUUUUCUUUUAGGAUGGAAGGAUAGAUGAAGCUACUAGUAAUGUAAGCAGUAAUGCAGUAGUCUACGCUUUUGGUUUGUUGUAAGCAGUUGUAUACUUAAGAGUUACAACUUAAACGUAUGGAGUAUUAUAACUAUAAGCUCCAGCAAGUUGCAAACAUAAUGUACAUAACAGAAAUCAACAUGAAAUAUAAUCUUUGUGUGA